Aspergillus alliaceus is the source of this 1511-nucleotide messenger RNA. RefSeq lists its product as uncharacterized. The coding region runs from base 130 to 1503 and encodes 457 amino acids. The transcript is spliced from 4 exons. Lineage: Eukaryota; Fungi; Ascomycota; Eurotiomycetes; Eurotiales; Aspergillaceae. The record is from RefSeq and is a predicted model, not a curated record. Gene Ontology annotation, molecular function: flavin adenine dinucleotide binding; electron-transferring-flavoprotein dehydrogenase activity. Gene Ontology annotation, cellular component: cytoplasm.
CCGAUAAUCUGCGAGAAGGUGGAUCCGUCCUAUACUCCACGGAGACUCCGCGGAGCAGGAUCAAGUAUAUCUUACGUCUGGUAUAUUUUGACAUAAAGGACGAUAGGGCUUAGACUGGAUCAUCUAUCCAUGGUGACGAAAGGCAUCCUCCUAGCCUUAUCAGCAGUAGUAGUUACCAAGGCCGCCACAAUGCCCUCCGACCAAACAAAACUAAUCGGCAAAGCCCUCGGAUUCUUCCUCCCCUACCUAGGCAGAGCCACCGUCCAACGUGUAGCCGCCAUAUGCCACAGCUGGACCUGGAAAGACACACCAGACUCCAAGAACGUAGUGGUACUAGGCGGCUCCUUCGCAGGAAUCCAACUAGUGAAACGGCUCACCGAAACCCUACCAACGGGGUACAAGGCGGUAUGGAUCGAGAAGAACUCACAUCUGAACUACCUGUUCAACUUCCCCCGUUUCUCCGUGAUGCAGGGGCACGAGCACAUGGCUUUCAUCCCGUAUGAUGGGAUCGUGCGGGCUGCGCCAGAUGGUAUUCUCACGCGCGUGCAUGAUACGGCUGUGGAAAUUACGGAGAAUCAAGUUUUGCUUGCAUUGGGACAGAAGAUCGACUAUGCGUAUCUUGCGAUCGCGACGGGGUCCUCGCAGCCACUCCCUGUUAAUGUUGCCGCUACGGAGCGGGAGGACGGGUGUCAGGAGUUGCAGGGCGUGCAGGAGGUUAUCAAAGCCAGUGAGAAGAUUGCGGUUGUGGGUGGGGGAGCUGUGGGCGUUGAGUUGGCGAGUGAUAUCAAGGACUUUUAUCCGGGGAAGGACGUGACCUUGAUUCAUUCGCGCGGGCAGCUGAUGAGCCAUUUUGGGAAGCGGUUGCAGGAUUAUACGUUGAGUGCGUUGCGGGAGGAGCUUAAGAUCCGCGUUAUGUUGAAUGAGAGGCCUAAGUUGCCUGGGGGAGGGAGUAUGGCUCGAUCGGCGACGCUGGUUUUCUCGGAUGGGCAUGAGGAGCAGUUUGACCUUGUCAUAGGUUGUACUGGACAGCAACCCAACUCGGCCGUUCUGGCAUCUUUGAUCCCUAGCGCCAUUUCAAAAGAGACCUCUCGCAUCCUUGUUCAGCCAACGCUUCAAGUGCUUGCAAAAGAUGAACCGGACCGCAACCCACCCAUCUUCGCCUUCGGCGACGUGGCCGAACACGGUGGCCCUCACAUGGCACGCGCCGGCUGGCUACAGUCUGAGGUGGUGCUGGACAAUAUCCUGGCCAUGAUCCACGGGCAGACGCCGUCACGGACGUAUACGCCUAAUGUCUUCCUGGAGGGUGCUAUCAAGCUGACGCUGGGAAAGAAGCACAAUGUCGUCUAUGCGAUGGAGGCCGACGGGUCUGAUGUCAUGGUGCCUUCGAGAGAUGGACGACUCGACCUGGGGAUUGAGCGGGGGUGGAGAGAAUUCGGGGCUGAUUUCAAGCAGGCAAAUGCUCCUGAUGCAGAGCGGCAGGGGGAAUCUGUUAGCGGUGCUUGAGAGAUGUG